CUGAACGUCCCUUUCGACAUCCAGACUUACCUAAAGACUCGACCCUUCCACACCACAUACAACAUGGCCUCUCAAUUACUUCCUCUCGAGCUCAUCGACAAGUGUGUUGGCUCCCGCAUCUGGGUUGUCAUGAAGGGAGACAAGGAGUUCUCCGGCACUCUUGUUGGUUUCGAUGACUACGUUAACAUGGUUUUGGAGGACGUCACUGAGUUCGACUACUCCGGCAACCACACCAAGUUGAAGAAGAUCCUGUUGAACGGCAACAACAUCUGCAUGUUGAUUCCCGGUGGUGAAGGCCCAAUUGCGGCAUCUGCCUGAUUUGAAGGCUUGAGAGGAUACAUGAGGCAUGGCCGCAUUAGGAAGAAGCAAUCAUCAGCAUAUCACGAAAUACGAAUGGACAUUUCUUUGCCCUCUGUCGAUCACUGAUCUAGGAGCACCAGCAACAUUGAAUAUCCAAACCCACCCAACCACCCAACCAGCCGUCCUUGCUCUCUUCCACAACCCAUAACUACC
Molecule: messenger RNA, 513 nt
Organism: Neurospora tetrasperma FGSC 2508
Lineage: Eukaryota; Fungi; Ascomycota; Sordariomycetes; Sordariales; Sordariaceae
Exons: 7
Coding region: 64-318 (84 amino acids)
Biological process (GO): mRNA splicing, via spliceosome
Cellular component (GO): U4/U6 x U5 tri-snRNP complex; Lsm1-7-Pat1 complex; U6 snRNP
Molecular function (GO): RNA binding
Source: RefSeq, a predicted model, not a curated record